CCUUGUCAUGCAAAUUGCUGCUCGCGCCCUCGCGGGAACCCAAACUCACAAAGGCGAGAAUUGGGCUGAAGACUGAUGUACUGAACGCUAUUUUCUGUACAUACUUUAAUCGGCUAAAAUGCGCCAUCUGUCUCUGCCGUGCUUUACUUUUGGCGCUACCAAUUGCCGCUCCGUCAACGACCGCAGAAUCGGCUUAUCCGCCGCGUCCAGCAGCAGCAAAAGGGUUGAAAUCAGAGCCAUGAGAGCCGUCGUCCAGCGGGUUGCCUCCGCCAGCGUCGAGGUGGAGGGGCGGCUCGUUUCGGAGAUUGGUCCGGGCCUUCUCGUUCUCGUCGGAGUUCAUGAGUCCGACACCGAUUCCGAUGCCGAUUACAUAUGCCGGAAAGUGUUGAACAUGAGAUUGUUCACAAACGAGGCCACCGGCAGAGGAUGGGACCAGAAUGUAAUGCAGCAGAACUAUGGAGUUUUACUAGUGAGCCAAUUUACAUUAUAUGGAGUUCUGAAGGGGAACAAGCCAGACUUCCAUGUCGCAAUGCCACCCCAGAAGGCCAAACCAUUCUAUGAUUCGUUAGUUGACAAGUUCAGGAAAUCAUAUAAUCCGGACGCCAUUAAAGAUGGCAUAUUUGGGGCGAUGAUGAAGGUUAACUUGGUAAACGAUGGUCCAGUUACAAUGCAGCUCGACUCGUCUCAGACUCAAACCACUAAGGCUGCAAAUAUGAAGGAAGCGGAGCAAUCAUAAAAAGCUAUGGACUUUUGCUGCUUUAAUUUCAGAAGUAGGAUGCCAGGGCAGCUGCCAUUUUGAUUC
Linum trigynum is the source of this 802-nucleotide messenger RNA. NCBI's taxonomy places the organism in Eukaryota, Viridiplantae, Streptophyta, Magnoliopsida, Malpighiales, Linaceae. The record is from the annotation of a GenBank genome assembly.